Molecule: messenger RNA, 603 nt
Organism: Guillardia theta CCMP2712
Lineage: Eukaryota; Cryptophyceae; Pyrenomonadales; Geminigeraceae
Exons: 10
Coding region: 1-603 (200 amino acids)
Source: RefSeq, a predicted model, not a curated record
AUGUCGCACAAGGAGGACAAAGGACAGGCGAACCCAGCAGAAGCAGUUCGUCGAUGUCUGAACUACAGCGAGCAAGCGGGGGAAAAGGUUGGAGCCGUUGUUAGAGGAUGUAACAGCCACGCUGCGACAUCGUCGGAGAACUGCUGGCGAAUCGCUCACAUCGUCGUCUUCCUGCAGUGCUCUACUGCAUCUCGCCCUGGGCUUGUGCAUUCAGUCUUGGGUCAGUCACAAGUUGUGAGGUUCAGCCCCCCAGCCAACAAGCUGAUGAGCAGCACAGAGGUAUGCGAGCUGUCGAGAAGAGGAAGUUCGCUUCAAGCUGCAGAGGAACGCGUGCGCGAAUUAGAAGACGAGCGAGCCUCGAGGUAUCAGGAACUUUCUCGUCAGGCUGUACAGGUGGCGUCCGAUCGCCUGGAGGAGGCUGUGAUCAAUGAGCAGGUCGAGCGGAUCAACGCGGAGGCGCAUGAGGGGGAGCUAGAGGAGGCAAGCAGUCAGCUCAAUAAGACACCUCGGCGCUCCGUGUCUCGAUUGUCUCCCAGUCAGUCACCCGCCAGCUCUGUCGCCCUUCACAGCGUCAAGGCCUUGAAGGUCAAACGCGACAUGUGA